CAUCUGCACUAUCCACACUCUGUCUGUGUCUACAGUGUGUGGUAGAGAGAGAAAGGAACUGGCGGCAGAAUCUGUGACGAUUUAAAAGGGUAACCCAAUAUCCCAAUACCCAGUAAUUACUGGUCAGGUGGUCGUUGUUCGACGAUCUUUCGGUUCCAUCUGGUGGGAUUUCAAAAGGAAGAAUUACAUAUGUUUUGCUUACUUAAUCCGUCCUCUUCUGCUGUUUCUCACACCGUUUCAUGGUCCAGUGAAGAAGAAGAAGAACACGGAAAGAAAAGCUGAGGAGGUAAUAGAAGAAGAAGAAAAAGAAGAGCAAGAAACGAAAAGAGGAAAAUUGUGAUUUUCUUUCUAGAAGAGAGGAAGGAUGGGCAUUCCUUCCGACGACAUGGUUAUCAUUAGGCCGCCAGAUAAGGAAGGUGAUCCCAGUGUCAUCACUGUGAACUGCCCAGACAAAACUGGUUUGGGUUGCGACCUCUGUCGUUUAUUGCUUUUCUUUGGGUUGAAUAUCGUAAAAGGAGAUAUUACAACGGAUGGGAAAUGGUGCUACCUUGUCUUCUGGGUUGUCGGAAUACCCACCACGAGAUGGGAUUUAUUGAAAAGGAGACUGGUUGGAGCGUGCCCUUCGUGUAAUUCUGCUUCGGAAAUUUAUUAUUACAGAUCGGAGUUGCAGCAGAAGAAGCCUCCUGAUGUUUUCCUCUUGAAGUUCUGUUGCUUUGAUCGGAGAGGCCUCUUGCACGAUGUCACCGAAGUCCUCUGCGAGCUUGAGCUCAUAAUCAGGAAAGUCAAGGUAUCAACCACCCCAGAUGGAAGAGUAAUGGACCUUUUCUUCAUCACAGACACCAGGGAACUUCUGCAUACAGAGAAGAGGAAGGAGGAUACUCGUGAUCGUUUGAGAGGGGUUUUGGGGGAUGCAAUGAUCAGUUGUGAGAUAGAAUUGGCUGGUCCUGAAAUUGCAACAUGUUCACAUGGUUCUUCAUUUCUCCCUGUUGCAGCCAUGGAAGAGAUGUUUAGGUUAGAGCUUACCAAAGAACUUCAAAGUGGGUUUGCAACUGCCAACAAUGUUUCUAUUAUGAUGGACAAUUCCCUCAGCCCUUCUCACACACUCAUUCAAAUCAAUUGCCAAGAUCACAAAGGUCUCCUCUAUGACAUUAUGAGAACUUUGAAGGACUAUAAUAUACAGACUUCUUUUGGCCGUUUCAACAUGAAUGAAAGAGGACAAUGUGAGGUGGAUUGGUUCAUAAUGCAAGUAGAUGGAAAGAAGCUAGUUGAUCCAAGCAAGCAGGAUGCAGUGAGGUCUCGCCUUUUGAUGGAGCUGUUUCGUCCUCUAAGAGUAGCUGUGGUUAGCCGAGGUCCUGAUACAGAACUUCUAGUUGCAAACCCUGUAGAGUUAUCUGGGAAGGGUCGGCCUCUUGUCUUUCAUGACAUCACCCUUGCACUCAAGAUACUCAAUACAUGCAUCUUCUCGGCUGAGAUUGGGAGGAACGUGAUUGGGGAUCGGGAGUGGGAAGUUUACAGAAUCCUUCUUGAUGAAGGGGAUGGACCUUCAGUGCCAAGGAAGAAGAUCAAAGAGGAAGUUACAAAGAUGUUGAUGGGUUGGAAGUGAAUGCUGUCCCAAGUAUUUGUAUGAGCUUCUCCAAUCCACUCUACAGUUUACCUUUUCUUGCCCCUUGUUGAGCCCAGGUUGAUUGUCUAUAGAAGCAGUAGGUACUAAAUGUUGACAUAUAUGUUGUGAUUGGGAAGCUAUUUUAUAGUUGAUAGCAUCUUAUGGUAGGUACUUGGCUGUACAGAAGAGAGAUGAUGAUUAGAAAUGAGAUGGAACAGUAUUAGCUCCUAUGGCAUUGUAUAUAAAAUGAAAUAAAUCUGAGAUUUCUAUUUAUGUUCUUUA
This is a messenger RNA of Macadamia integrifolia, 1885 nucleotides long. Its product is annotated as ACT domain-containing protein ACR10-like. The record is from RefSeq and is a predicted model, not a curated record. Lineage: Eukaryota; Viridiplantae; Streptophyta; Magnoliopsida; Proteales; Proteaceae. The transcript has 6 exons. Bases 365 to 1603 code for a protein of 412 amino acids.